Molecule: messenger RNA, 1137 nt
Organism: Prorocentrum cordatum
Lineage: Eukaryota; Dinophyceae; Prorocentrales; Prorocentraceae
Source: the annotation of a GenBank genome assembly
AUGCCUCGUGGGCGCAAGUCCGGCAGAUGCCACCAGCUCGCGCUGCCAGCGGCGGUCGGCCUCGUGUGCUGCGUGGCGCUUGUGCUCCUCGUGGCCCAGUCGCGCCACCUGGACUUCGGGCAUCAGGCGGGAGCUCACGGCGGCGCCGCUGGCCUCCACCGCACGCACCGCCUCGCCGAGCAGCUGCGGCAGAGGCAGGAGCCGGCCUCCCUCGCGCCGAGCCCCGCGCCGACGGCGGCGCCGCCGCUCCUGGACGAGGUGGACGGCGUCACCGCUGCCAGAAGAGCCAGAGAGGCGGCCACCGCUGCUCUGGUCGCGAGGCUGGAGAAUCGCACUGGGCUUGCUGCCGCGGCGGCGAGCGCCGCGGCGGCUGCCUCGCCCCAGGAGGAGCUGCGGCUGGAGGACUACUCCUGGGAGCUCCACGAGGGGCGCAGCUGCCAGGGCUACGCGAACGGCGACGGCACUGUCAGGUCCCUGGAGGCGUCCAAAGCCGCGUGCAUCAGGACCUGCGGCUGUGUGGCCAUCGAGUGCUCGGCGGGCUCCGACCGGGACUGCACGCUGAGGGCCAACUCGAAUUUGGUGCCGUACACGCCUGCUGACUGUCACGUGAUGAAGGAGCUCGAGGACGGGGGCCUGUCGGCAAACAUCCAUCCGGCGUACGAGCAGUUGAUCAAGGAGUGGGCUUUCAAACCCGUCGUCAACCAGGCUGGUCAGAAGGUCAACAUCGUGCUCGCCCAGGCGCCGAUGGGCCAGGGUGGAGCCAGGAAGUUGUGGGAGAAGCACAAGGACGAGCUUCUCUUCCUCGGCCUCAGCAGCUUCGAGGACUACCCGCUGCCACCCCACAACACGUUCUCCCCACAGUUCCCAGAGGACGAGUACGUUGGCAAGUUCCCGGGCUUCCUGCACCAGCUCCGGGAGCCAGAGAAGGUGUUCCCUCCACACGUGAAGACGCUGCUCCUGUCCCAAUGUCGGACUCCCGGAGUUUCCCCCGAGAGAUUAUUCCGUGCCCAGGAAGUACGAUUUCACGCUGUCUGGGUCGGACCAGGACGUGGCCCACGACUGCGUCGGCUGGUCCUCCUUUGCGAAGAAUUGGUCGUUUGUCAAGCAGGCGCUGGAGGUGUUCUGUGGAGAGUUUAA